ACUAUUUUGUGCAUCGAUUAAAGCCAUUCCCUAGAGCAAGUUUAGUGCAUCGCUUUAAGCUGCGGUUCAAAUAUUUGUUUUCAAAUAGUUGUUACUUGAUAGUGUGUGGGUCGGAGAGAGGUGGCUGCGGCAGAGUAGUGCUGUCAUUCUAGCACACACGCUGCUCAGUGCUCACUUCACCUCGGUUGUGCAACACACUCAUUGAUUUGUGGUCAAUCUAUAGCUAGUUCACCGUGCUGCAAUUAUUCGCAAUUAGUCAGAAUGAGGCUCACUUCGAUCUCCGCUGCUGUGUGCUCCAUCAUAUUUGCUCAAGCAAUUUUUUCGCAAGUUUUAGCUCAAACGCAGUCAACUGAAUCAGCAUCUAUCGUUCCUUCCGAGUUGAUUAACUCUACAGAAGCGCCAACUAGUCAAAAUAAGACGCAAAUUAUUGCUAUACCGUCGCCAGUCCCUUAUGACACAGUGACCAAUGUCACCGAGACAAGCCAGGCACAGCAAACAAAUUCCACUCCAGCAAUUGGAAUUGUUAUUGAUGGAUUUGUCACCAGCACCGAUAAGGUGGAGUUGGUCACCCAAAACGACAUGAUAACCAUGACCGACCCCACAAUCGCUACAACCACAAUUUACAACGUAACUGACGACAAAAAAAGGAAUACCUCAGUCUUCAUAGACUCAAGCGAGCAGAAGGAGGACGACUUGACCCUGAGCUUCCUCUCUUCCUCAUCUCACUUUAAAGCAGCCGAAGCCUACUUGCCGUCGGCCCUUUCUGCGUUAGUACUAACUACCACUUUUAUCAUUUUGGCAGUGACAACCUACACAGGCCUCCUCAUUUGGCGGAAAGUCGUUGAGAGGAGAUACGGAAACAGGGAGCUGCUGGUGAAUGAGGAAUUUUACGACGUCAAUGGACUGAAAUACUUUGAGCUGUGACCGAUAUAACAUUUUGCCAUCAAUCAACGCACCAAAUGUUAUUAAGUAAAUUAUGUAAACGAAUAAUGUGUGAUUCAAUCAAUAAAAUUCGGAACAAAAAUCCAGUUAAUCCAA
Molecule: messenger RNA, 1038 nt
Organism: Cloeon dipterum
Lineage: Eukaryota; Metazoa; Arthropoda; Insecta; Ephemeroptera; Baetidae
Exons: 5
Coding region: 262-924 (220 amino acids)
Source: RefSeq, a predicted model, not a curated record